This is a messenger RNA of Leptosia nina, 354 nucleotides long. NCBI's taxonomy places the organism in Eukaryota, Metazoa, Arthropoda, Insecta, Lepidoptera, Pieridae. The record is from the annotation of a GenBank genome assembly.
AUGGCAAGUCAAACACAGGGGAUCCAGCAGUUGCUGGCAGCUGAAAAACGUGCUGCAGAAAAAGUAUCAGAGGCGAGAAAGCGAAAAGCGAAACGCCUAAAGCAAGCCAAGGAAGAGGCUCAGGAUGAAGUGGAAAAGUACAGACAGGAGCGAGAGAGGCAAUUCAAAGAAUUUGAGGCCAAGCACAUGGGUACAAGGGAAGGUGUUGCUGCUAAAAUCGAAGCAGAGACCAAGGUGAAGAUUGAGGAGAUGAACAAAAUGGUCCAGACCCAACAGGAAGUGGUUAUCCAAGAUAUUCUUCAGCUGGUGUAUGACAUCAAACCCGAGUUACACGUUAACUACCGCAUAGACUAA